Enterospora canceri is the source of this 561-nucleotide messenger RNA. The record is from the annotation of a GenBank genome assembly. Lineage: Eukaryota; Fungi; Microsporidia; Enterocytozoonidae.
AUGUUCUCGUACAAGAAGUUCCUUCCUGAAGACAUCUUUAUGCUUGAUACGUGCAACUUAGACAGUUAUUGUGAGAAUUACACUCUAAAGUACUACCUGGGGUACAUGGUACGCAACAGUAGGCCAUUCUACGCAAUUACGUACUCAAAUAGCAGCCAGGAGUACUACAACAACUUGACAAGUGGAUCUGCCGUAUAUGGAUACAUAUUUGGGUUCAAUAUCAGCAAAUGGCUGAAGACUGAGGAAGGAGAGUUCAGGAAGUACGAUGGAUACCAGAUACACGCGUUGAGUACGUCAUUUCUGACCAGAAGACUGGGACUGGGAACCAGAAUGGUGCAGCUCUUUGUGGAUAACAUCGAGAACGAGUUCAUCAAACUAUUUGUGAGGGAGAGCAAUACCAGGGCAGUUGAGUUCUACAGAAAGAACAACUUCACCGUAAGAAGGAAAGUGGUGAAUUACUACAUGAAACCAGAGGAGAAUGCGAUUGAAAUGGUUCGAAGCAGCCAUAGAAUUGCGGCAGAGAAGAAUGUGUCAUAUGCUGACGUAUCAGAUGAUGAAUAG